Sinocyclocheilus rhinocerous is the source of this 374-nucleotide messenger RNA. Its product is annotated as tripartite motif-containing protein 35-like. The annotation marks the transcript as partial. NCBI's taxonomy places the organism in Eukaryota, Metazoa, Chordata, Actinopteri, Cypriniformes, Cyprinidae. The transcript has 4 exons. The record is from RefSeq and is a predicted model, not a curated record.
CAGAUGAUGAAGGAGAAGCUGGAGGAGAUGAACAGACACAUCUCAGCUCUUUCACACACAAUCAAAGACACGGAGGAGAUGAUGAAAGCCAGCGAUGCCUGCUUUCUGAAGGACUUUAGCAUCACGAUGGAAAGAGUCCAGAUCUCACAGCCGGAUCCACAGAUGAGUUCUGGAGCUUUGAUUCAUGUGUCACAUUACUUGAGUGACCUGCGGUUCAGAGUCUGGAAGAAGCUGCAGGAAACUCUCCAACACACUCCGCUGACUCUAGAUCCAAACACAGCAGCUCCUUGGCUCACACUCUCUUCUGAUUUGACCAGUGUGUCCUACAGUGAUGUAUAUCAAAAUCUUCCUGAUAAUCCAGAGAGGUUUGACAG